Siniperca chuatsi (mandarin fish) is the source of this 4884-nucleotide messenger RNA. RefSeq names its product F-box protein 30a (gene fbxo30a). Lineage: Eukaryota; Metazoa; Chordata; Actinopteri; Centrarchiformes; Sinipercidae. The record is from RefSeq and is a predicted model, not a curated record. The coding region runs from base 45 to 2420 and encodes 791 amino acids. The transcript is spliced from 3 exons. Gene Ontology annotation, molecular function: protein binding; ubiquitin protein ligase activity; zinc ion binding.
AGGUCUGCGUCCAUAAACCUAAAUAUGACUGGCCCAUUUACGUGAUGACGUAUGCUGCGGCACCCCACUCCAGGAUCAACCAUCAACACAAACGCCGACCGACUCAGAACAGCGAAGGACUCACAGCAGAAGAACCAGCUAUAGUCAGGGUUGAACACUUGACCCCUUUUCCCGCCAGAACCAGCUGGGCAAGGAGCAAUACAGUAAAAAUGGAGAACCUGCACUCCCACUGCCUUAAAUGCAUCAACAGAAGAUGCAUGGUCAGACCAGAAAUUGGUGUUUGCUGCGACCUCAUCGGCUGUCCUCUUGUCUGUGGGGCAGUUUUUCACUCAUGCAAACUAGAGGAACACCGUCUACUGUGUCCAUAUGAACGGCUGCCAUGCCUUAACAGCGGAUUUGGCUGUCCGUUCACUAUUGCAAGGAUCAAGAUGGCACAACACCUGAAAACAUGCCCAGCAAGUAUAGUAUGUUGUACUAUGGAGUGGAAUCGCUGGCCUGUGAGCUACUCUGAUCGCAAGUCUUAUGAAAACUUGAGCAAAGACUUUGAUGAGGUGGAGCAGCUAGACAUGGCCUUGGCACUGCAGGAUCAGAGGAUGCUGUUAGAGUCCCUGAAGGUCACAACCACCGUAUCAAAGAAUGGAGAUAAGGAAGCAGAUGAAAGUGACAAAAUGGCCACAGCAUCAAGUCUACCGGAGACGAUGUUAGUUAAUGGAACAGUGGAAAUGGAAGAGGAGCCCUAUAAUGAGUUGUAUAGAGCCUCAGUGGAGACAAGCAGAAGUUUAGCAGCAGCCUUGGACAUCCUCUCUAAUUCCCAGGAUAUUGGUGUAAUUGUUGGAAAUUUAAAUGGGGAAAAGAUUGACAAGAAUGGAGCACUCCACAAUGGAGAAAAUGGUGAUAGUCAUAAUGUUUAUGUCGCUGAGGGUGGGAAGAAUGUAGACAUGCAAGGGAGUGACUCCGAUUCAGAGUGUGAGCUUGGAGCAGUAGGUGGCGUGGAUUGCGCAGUGGGGACAGAUGAAGAUGGUAUUGGCUGGGCAGAAGAAAAUAAUUUUGUAGAGUUGUUUUUUGAAGAGAAGGAAGACAUUAUCGAGGAGCCAAUAAAUGAUUCAAACCUUGUCUGGCCAGAGAUGCCUCAGAAUUACGUGCCUGUUAUAGCACUGGAACCUCCUGUGCCCCAACAAGCACCACUUUCGCCUCCGAUGCCAUUCCUGCUGUCUGAUCACGUGAGAAAUAACUUCUUACAACACUUACCUACUGAACUCAGGUAUAGGUGUUUGGAGCGUAAACUACAGAGUGUAGAAGUGCUUAGAGGAAUAAGUAUGUUUACAUUUAAUGGACGUCGAGCUCUGCUGUCAGACCCUUACUUAUUUCGAGCAAAGAUGGAGGACAAGGCAGUAGACACAUCUGACCUGGAAGUAGCAGAUGACCCCAUGGGCCUCCACGGCAUUGAUCUCAUCACUGCAGCUUUGCUCUUUUGCCUUGGCGACUCUCCAGGAGGCAGAGGAAUCUCAGACAGCAGGUUUGUCGAUGGCUAUCACAUUGACUUUGGUACUCAGACAUUCUCCUUCCCUUCAGCCAUUCUUGCAACCAACACCAUGGUGGGAGAUAUCGCUUCAGCCUCAGCUUGUGAUCAUGCCAGCCCACAGCUUUCCAAUCCAAGCCCCUUUCACACCCUCAGGCUGGACCUGGUGCUCGAAUGUGUGGCUCGAUACCAAACAAAGCAACGCUCCAUGUUCACAUUUGUGUGUGGGCAGCUAUUUCGGCGGGACGAGUUCUCUUCUCAUUUCAAAAAUGUUCACGGGGAUAUUCAUGCUGGACUUAAUGGUUGGAUGGAGCAACGCUGCCCCUUGGCCUACUAUGGCUGUACCUACUCCCAAAGACGAUUCUGCCCAUCUGUACAAGGCUUCAGAAUCAUCCACGACAGGCACCUCGGCUCGUUUGGGGUUCAGCCUGGUUUACCCUUAAAAACUGGGGACAACCUCCCAAGAAGCACCUGCCACUUUGACUCUCAGUGCGAUCAAUUCAGCAGUCUUCCAUUCGAGGUGUUGCAACAUGUAGCAAGCUUUCUGGACAGUUUUAGCUUGUGCCAACUGUCCAGAGUGUCCCGCACCAUGAGGGAUGUGUGUGCUAGUCUGCUCCAGAUGCGUGGUAUGGUCGUCCUGCUGUGGGAGAAGAAACGGCGUGCUGACGGGUCUCCUUCAUGGCAGAUCACAGACAAGGUGUGGCGAUUCAGCACAGCUUUUGGUACAGUGAAUGAGUGGAAGUUUGCCAACAUCGCCAGCAUGGCCGACCACCUCAAGAAGUGCAAGUUCAAUAUGAUUUCUCGUCGGGAAGAGGCGAUCCCUCUUCCAUGCAUGUGUUUCACCAGAGAGCUCACGAAAGAGGGAAGGUGCUUACGUUCAGUUCUCAAACCAGUAGCAUAAGUGAUUUUUAAAGAUGAAGUCAUCUUUUGGACAUUUGAGACCAUUAGAACUCAAAGACACUUGUAUUUCCUCCAGUGUUUACAGACAUUAGUCUCUUCCAGCCUCAGAAAGAUAGAAAACUGCUGGUUGAACGUUAUAAACUGUUGGUUGUUCUUUGCUUCACUCCCAUAAAUAAGACAAAGCCAGUAGUGGGCCGAUUUAUACUCCAGUGGAGGCUGACAUGCUGCAAUCACAGAUCGGGACUGUAAACAAGCUAAUUAGAUUGCUAGCCUUGUAUCUUACCCUCUGAUGGAUUUAUUAAUACCAGUGUACUGAUGUUGACAUUGUGAAAAUACUCAGAUGUUCUGAUGUAGAAUUUUUUUAUUUUUAUAUCAAAAAGUCAGUACUGUGCUACAAUGGAGGUAAGGGUAGAGCCUUAACUUAUCAUACACUUGAUUUUCUAGUCAUUAGGUUGUUUAGAACAUCUCAGUGAGAUUUCUCUACUGCUUCUAGCUGGGACAGUUUACUGGUAUCUUGCACAGUUUUAUAUCUUGUCCUGAUACCUAGUCACCAUCUGCUUAGAGCUCAUAGAUUUCAUGGCUUUAAUUCUACAUUUUAAGACUGACCAAACAUCUGUGGUAGCUGUGCACAAUGUAUGCCAUUUUACAGGAUGGUCAUACUGUAUUCACUGUGGGUGUUGAUUUUUGUUCACCAACAUAGGCAUGUCACCAUCAUCGUGUUUGGUGGUUAAAUGUAGUGUGUUUUGCAGUUUGGCACGUUAAAGCAGUGACAAAGGUGGUCCAUCUUCCUUUUUUCUUAUCUCUGACUAAUGUGCUGGCAUGUUAGUCAGGUGAGAGAUUAAGUAACACUAUUCAUCAGCCAAAUGGCAAAACAUUUUUAGCUGUGGUUGGUUUGUGGUUUGUCUGUUCUACCAGCUAUUUUUACAAGUAACCAGCAAGUGUGUAGGUUGUUUUAUACAAAAAUCUAAAUGUAGCAACAAAUGAUGAAUGUACUCAGUGAUUAUAAGAAUCCAUCAGUGACUGUGGUUGGUGAGCAGAAAGCUUGGUUUCCUUCCCUCACUGUCAGACCUCAUAAAACCCUGCAGGCCAGGUGUUAAGAAAUAUAACAAGCACACUCUUCCCUCCAGUAAUGAACGUCACUAAUUAUGUUCAUAUUCAUUAUUUAUCUUGGUUGUGUGUUUUUGGCACUACAUGUCCACUGUGUUCAAAUGUUGUUGGUGUCUCAGGGUUGUAGCAUGAAGCUUUGUCUCGCAGUAGAUUGUGUGUAGUCAAUAUAAUUGCAGAGAAUGACACAACGACUUCGUCAGCUAUUAUUGUGGGGUCUUAGUACCACUCAGUAUUAUAAUAACAUAAAAGUGUGCGCUGCAGUGCUGGACUAAUAAAUUACAUGUUUUCAUAUUUGUCGGCCAUCUAUGUCGUGUUUAUAACUGAAAUAGGCUGUCAGCAAAAAUGCUGUUUGAAUGUUCUUUGGAAUGACCAGACUUGUUGAACACCUUUUUUAAUUAUAUUUUUAGUUUGGAUUAAGAAAUAAGGUCUAACAACACAUGGACAUGACAUAUUUCACUCCCUUGUGUGAGAAUAAUAGCUUCAAAUGUUUUGCAAUGUGGAAUGCAGAUUAGUCGAAAAUGUCACAGAAAAGUGACUGGCAAGAGGAAAAAAGGAUAUUCCUUUGAGAAGAUUGUGUGUUUUUGUUGUUUUUAUGUUUUUGAAGUUUGAUGUAAAGCCCAAGCGAUGUCAGAACUAAGCUGUCUUUUUACUCUAAGUCCCAACCCAUGUUUGGUUUAUUUCUUAUUUUUUGUACUGGUACUUUUAUUUGGAAAAAAUCUGCCUCUGUAAUGUCUAGAUUUGUAUUUGAAUUAUUGAUUUGCACAUGAAGGCAUGUACUGUAAAAUUUAAAUCAUAAUGCUGAGUUUGUCUUUGCUCAAGUAGCGGGAAUUUUGCUCCCUCAUGUUUUGCAUGUGAGUUUGUGUAAUGUGAUUUGAUAAUGAAAUGUGUCAGUUAGUCCAGUUGUAAACUCAUUCAUACAGUUUAUAUCUCAGGCACAGUGCAUCAGUUUAGUACAUUCUCAUAUUAACUGUUUUUUUUUUUGUUUUUUUUUUGUUUUUUAUUAAACUUGUAUGAUAAUGACCUUCAGUCAGAUCUGAUCACAUACCAUCAUUCUUCAGGUUUAAUGGAUGGAUGGAUGGAUGGAUGGAGUGGAGUGGAUGACCUGAGCAUUAAAUUAGUCUUUUGCUCUAUUGAGGUUCAUACAACAUUAAGACAAAUGUAUUUAAUCUGCCAAACACGUUUUUUGUUUUUUAGUAAUGCCGUCUUUGCAGGCAGUUGGAGUGUGUCAACACUUUAAUCCACAUUUUAAGUUUUGUUUUCACUCCCGUUGAAGUGUAUUUUUCACCACAAUAUGCCAGCUUCAUUUGUUUGACUUUUGAAGCAUUUUAAUAAAGAUGCUCUUGGUUUUUAAAUGUUUA